Messenger RNA from Vicia faba (fava bean), 921 nucleotides. NCBI's taxonomy places the organism in Eukaryota, Viridiplantae, Streptophyta, Magnoliopsida, Fabales, Fabaceae. The record is from the annotation of a GenBank genome assembly.
AUGGUGUCAGAAGGUGUUAGUCCGAAUUGCUUCACAUUUACUAGUGUUAUAGCUGCAUGUGCAAACUUAGCAAUUCUGUAUUGCGGGCAACAGCUUCACGGUGGAAUCAUUCAUAGAGGCCUUGAUAACAAUUUGGAAUUAUCCAAUGCCCUUAUAGAUAUGUAUGCUAAGUGUGGAAAUGUAGAUAAUUCACAUAAAAUAUUUAGAGGAAUGCCCCAUACAAAUUUGGUCUCAUGGACUUCCAUGAUGGUUGGAUAUGGUGCUCAUGGACAUGGAAAAGAGGCUGUUGAGUUAUUCAAUGCAAUGGUUAGAUCGGGUAUUAAACCUGAUAAGAUAGUGUUUAUGGCAGUUCUGAGUGCUUGUAGCCACGCUGGAUUAGUGGAUGAAGGCCUUAGAUAUUUUAAAUUAAUGACCAGCUAUUAUAAUGUUGCCCCUGAUCAAGAGAUAUAUGCGUGUGUGGUGGAUUUGCUUGGUCGUGCAGGAAGGGUAAAAGAAGCGUAUGAACUAAUAGAGAAUAUGCCAUUUACGCCAGAUGAGUCUAUAUGGGUAGCCCUUCUUGGAGCUUGUAAAAAACAUAAACAACCGAGUAUGGGAAAAUUAGCAGCUUUGAAGGUUUUGGAUAUGAAACCAAAUAAGGCGGGAACUUACGUGUUGUUAUCAAAUAUUUAUGCUGCUGAAGGUAACUGGGCUGAUUUUGCCAGUUUGAGGAAGCUUAUGAGAAGUACUAUAACUAAGAAAGAGGUGGGGAGGAGCUGGGUUGAAUUGAAAAAUCAGGUUUACAGUUUUUCUGUUGGAGAUAGAUUGGUUUCUUCGCAUGAGGAGGUGUGUGAAGUUCUGGAAUUGUUGGUUAAACAUAUGAAACAAGUAGGAUAUGUACUUGAUUUAGAUUGCUUUGUACAUGACUUAGAAGGUGAGACUUGA